AUGUGUAAAAAAACUGGUAUUGAUAUAGUCAGUCAACUAGCCGGCGGCGGCAAGGGCGAGAAUCUGCUGUCGGCCGGGGAGGAGGAGGCGGCGGCCCCCAAGCCGCGGAAGAAGCGCUCCCGCGCCGCCUUCUCCCACGCGCAGGUCUUCGAGCUGGAGCGGCGCUUCAACCACCAGCGCUACCUCUCGGGUCCGGAGCGGGCCGACCUGGCCGCCUCGCUCAAGCUCACCGAGACGCAGGUGAAGAUCUGGUUCCAGAACCGGCGCUACAAGACCAAGCGGCGCCAGAUGGCCGCGGACCUGCUGGCCUCGGCCCCCGCCGCCAAGAAAGUGGCGGUGAAGGUGCUGGUGCGGGACGAUCAGAGACAGUAUCACCCGGGGGAGGUGCUGCGGCCGCCCUCGCUGCUCUCGCUGCAGCCCUCCUACUACUACCCCUACUACUGCCUGCCCGGCUGGGCGCUCUCCACCUGCGCGGCCGCGGCCGGCACCCAGUGACCCGCUCUCGGACUAUGCGCCUCGGACAGUAUUUAUUAUGAUUAUUUUAUUACGACUAUUUUUAUUAUUAUUAUUAUUAUUAUUGG
Messenger RNA from Alligator sinensis (Chinese alligator), 581 nucleotides. It is a transcript of the gene NKX3-2, whose product is annotated as NK3 homeobox 2. Bases 1 to 495 code for a protein of 164 amino acids. Gene Ontology annotation, molecular function: DNA-binding transcription factor activity, RNA polymerase II-specific; RNA polymerase II cis-regulatory region sequence-specific DNA binding. Gene Ontology annotation, cellular component: nucleus. Gene Ontology annotation, biological process: cell differentiation; regulation of transcription by RNA polymerase II. NCBI's taxonomy places the organism in Eukaryota, Metazoa, Chordata, Crocodylia, Alligatoridae. The record is from RefSeq and is a predicted model, not a curated record. The transcript is spliced from 2 exons.